Molecule: messenger RNA, 1411 nt
Organism: Eublepharis macularius
Lineage: Eukaryota; Metazoa; Chordata; Lepidosauria; Squamata; Eublepharidae
Exons: 2
Coding region: 329-1207 (292 amino acids)
Biological process (GO): DNA integration; DNA recombination
Molecular function (GO): DNA binding
Source: RefSeq, a predicted model, not a curated record
UGAGCGCAGUAGACCAGUUAGAGCUGCUUCUAAAGCUGCGUUUAGGAGGGAAAUUUUGACUCGUUUGUCUGCUCUUGAGUCCAAGGCAGGUUCGGCAGAAGCUGGGCCAGCAACUGCAAGGGAACUCCCUGCGGAGGAGGACGUCGUAGCUUGUGAUCCUGAACCUGAAGGACAGGUGGAUGCCGGUCAAGUGGCAGUGGCAGUGGAGCCUAGUGGUCCUGAUGAUGGAUCGCUUCAGGCAUCUUGCUCCGGGGGCCGACAGCUUUCCCUCCAGAAUGCCAAUGGGACUGUGGCGCCUUGGCAAGUGGAAGUGAACAGAGCUAUUCAGAUGGCUAUUGCUCCCAGCACUCGUCGAGCGUAUGAACGAGCGGUAGGAAUGUUCCAGGAAUUUAGGGAGGGGGUUGGGCUGAAGCAGGUGUGGCCCAUCCCUGCUGUGCACCUCCUGCAGUUUUGUGUAGCUCAGAGGGCUCGUGGUUUGGCGGUGAAGACUAUUAGGGGCCAAUUGGCUGCGCUGGCAUUCGCCAGCAAAGCGCGUGGCUUGCCCGACUCCACGGGCGAUUUUCGAAUCCGAAAGAUGCUUGAGGGUUGGUCUAGAGAGUCAGGGGUUGUUAGAGAUUUGAGACAGCCUAUUUCCCCAGCUAUUUUGAGAGGCCUUGGGUCACGGUGGGGGGAGAUAUGUAGUUCCGGUUAUGAGUGCCAGCUCUUUCAUGCCACCUCCCUUACGGCAUUCUUUGGUGCCCUGAGGGUGAGUGAACUGGUGGUUCAGUCACAGCGGGAUUCUUCAGGGCGGGCUUUAUCGGCUUGUGAUAUUCAGUUCAUGGGCGGUAAAGUCCUGAUUAGGAUUAGGAAAUCUAAGACGGAUCAGAAGCAAGCUGGUUCCGUGUUGACUUUGGGUCCUUGUGAGGAUAAGGCGUUAUGCCCUGUCCGGGCACUUCGUUCCUAUGUUAAGGUUAGAGGCGAGGAUGAAGGAGUGUUGUUUCGGCACAAUGAUCGCUCUCCAUUAACUCGCUACCAAUUUUGGGCAGUGACGGAUAGAGCGUUGCGCCAGCUGGGGUUGGUGGGUGUCAAAUUCGGCACUCAUUCAUUCCGAAUAGGGGCUGCAUCUACUGCAGCGGCCAUGGGGUAUGCUGACAGGACCAUUCAGAAGGUGGGCAGAUGGAAGUCAUCUGCUUAUCGGUCUUAUAUUCGUCCUUUACCAUUGCUCUAGUUCAUGCAGUUUGAUUUUUUCCAGGUGCAGCGAGCAACCGUGAGAGGAAGCGGAUUCUUAUAGCUGGCCACAGUAUGGUGUUCUGGGCUGCAGUGCAAGCCAGACGGACCCCGAUUGGAGCUCAGCUCGGGUUGAGCGAAGAUGCCUCCAUUGAAUGGUUGGGUCGGCGUGGCCUUCGGUGGUCGGGGUUGCUGCAUCUUUUGU